AACUAGUUCCUUAUGUCCUCAUCGCCACGUAAUAUUAUAAAAAAAAAUCGAGAAUUAAUAGUGAUUUUAUAAUGAAUAAAAAAUUUACUCUAACAGUUAUAUCAGUAUUCUCAAUAAUUAAGAAACAUUGAAUAUAUUUGUUUUAUUUACUAUAACGUCAUAUAUCCGCUUAUCAAAAUUACUUCACGGCACGAAUCUGAGAAACUCAAAUGCGUGAGAUGAAUAACAAAAUAUUACCAUGUUUUAUAACUGGUACAGUGGUUCGAGGUUUUGGUAGAGGCUCAAAAGCAUUAGGCAUUCCUACAGCAAACUUUUCAGAAAACGUUGUUAAUUCAUUACCUAAAAAUUUUGAUACUGGUAUAUAUUAUGGUUGGAGUGCUUUAGAUGGAAAGAUAUAUAAAAUGGUUGCAAGUGUUGGAUGGAAUCCAUUUUAUAAAAAUGAGAAAAAAGCAUUUGAAGUUCAUAUAUUAGAAAUGUUUCCAAAUGAUUUUUAUGGCAAGGAACUUAAAGUGAUUGUUACUGGUUAUAUACGAAAAGAAAGAGAUUUUGCAUCAAUAGUUUUAUUAUUUUAAUUUGAUACCAAUACAUUGUUAUUGUGAGGUAUCAUGAUUUUGUUCAUCAAACAUUUGCAUCAUGGAAGAUGGAGGUGGAGGUGGAGGUGGUGGAGGUAAAAAGGAUAAAGGUGAAGUCACAUAUGAAGUUUGUGAUUGCCAAUACAUAUCUGUACGUGGAAAUCUUAUAUUUGGAGCUGGAAAUGUAUUAUGUCUAUUAACAUUUGCUGACGUAGCAGAUUGAAACCUAGGAAGCAUUCCAAAAGAAAUCUUAGGAUUUGGUAUUGACGUUUCAUUUCUGUUUACAUUAAUACAUUGAGGGCUAAUAUUAUACUUGUUGGAAUUUUGGUUUGUAUUGCUAGUUUGCAAGUUAUUUGAAUAUGGCAUAUAUCCAUAAAGUCCAUUAUGCGUUGAAUGCAUUUGUUGAAAAUUAGUCGGAUAAUUUAAAUUAUUAAAAUAUGGAAACGAUGUCCAUGGUGAACUAUAUGAAUUAGAUGUACCGGAACUAUCAUUAUUUCUAACCUGGGAUUUCCUUCCUUUAAAAUUUUGUCCUAUAUUUCUGUUCCAAGGAUGAUUGGACUGCCAACUCGAGGCUAAAAGUAAAAAG
Vespa mandarinia (Asian giant hornet) is the source of this 1158-nucleotide messenger RNA. It is a transcript of the gene Rfk, whose product is annotated as Riboflavin kinase. Gene Ontology annotation, molecular function: riboflavin kinase activity. Gene Ontology annotation, biological process: FMN biosynthetic process; riboflavin biosynthetic process. The record is from RefSeq and is a predicted model, not a curated record. Lineage: Eukaryota; Metazoa; Arthropoda; Insecta; Hymenoptera; Vespidae. Gene Ontology annotation, cellular component: mitochondrion.